This is a messenger RNA of Zea mays, 956 nucleotides long. RefSeq lists its product as uncharacterized. Lineage: Eukaryota; Viridiplantae; Streptophyta; Magnoliopsida; Poales; Poaceae. The record is from RefSeq and is marked validated. The transcript is spliced from 2 exons. Bases 122 to 547 code for a protein of 141 amino acids.
GUUCACAAGCAGCCGGUAGGUACUCAACCCAAACCGCAAGGAGGACACGGAACCCAAAUUCCAGCACGACUCAUCCAGCCAGCAGCCCAAGCGAACCUAGGGCCCUUGAGCUCCCUCCCGCAUGGCGUUCCCGUGGUGCCUCUCGGCUCCGGCCGCCGUCCCGCCUGUGGCGCCCGCGCCGGGCACCUUUGGCGUAUCCGCGUCGGUCACCGCCCUCGCGCGUGUGCCGGUUCUCGCCGGUAGGCGGCGCAGGUGGAGCACGCUCGUGGUCUGCGCGGCCCCCGACGAGGAGAAGAUUACCAAGCGGUCGCCCCUCGAUUUCCCCAUCGAAUGGGAGAGACCAAAGCCUGGGAGGAGACCUGAUAUCUUCCCUAAGUUCAGCCCAAUGAAGACACCAUUACCGCAUCCGUUACCAGCUGAUGAUCCUCUGGAUGAUGAUCAAGAGGAGGAAGAGGAAGAACAACCACCACCACAGGAGGAGCCACAAGAGGAUGAUCCAGACAAGGAAGAACCUGAGGAAGAUGACCCGGACAAGCCAACCGAGUAACUUCUGGAUGGCUUGAACUGUGGUAGAUAUAGGCAGCGGGCAAAGAUGUGCUACAUCUUUGGAGCACGCCAAGAGAUCUCAGUUCUAUUCGAACUGUUUGUUCUGCCGGCUUAUAUAGGCUCUAGAUGCAUAAGUUUGUUAUGACCUUUGAGCUUUUCUAAAGCUAUGGAAGUUUUGUUUUACGGAUUACAGAUUACGGUGCCAUAUCUGUGAUGAUAUGCAUUCACACUUCUAUCUUAAGUUAGCGUGUACAUUACAACAAGAAGUCUGCAGCAAGCCAGCAACUGUUACUCCAAAUUCUUUUGCUCAGGUGUGUUUGGUCAUAGGAACUAAAGUUUAGCAUAUGUCACGUUGAAUGUUUGAAUGACUAUUAAGAGCAUUAAAUAUAGUCUAAUUGUAAAAUUAAUUA